Messenger RNA from Salpingoeca rosetta, 1896 nucleotides. RefSeq lists its product as uncharacterized. Gene Ontology annotation, molecular function: zinc ion binding; nucleic acid binding. The transcript has 11 exons. Bases 1 to 1896 code for a protein of 631 amino acids. Lineage: Eukaryota; Choanoflagellata; Craspedida; Salpingoecidae. The record is from RefSeq and is a predicted model, not a curated record.
AUGAGUGGCACCUCACUGCAGGAAUACGCGCGCGCCUUUGAUGGGCGCGCAGCGGAGCUGAUGGAUGGCGUGGAUGCGAGCGAAUCAUACUUCACCUUCUUCGAGAAAGCAAUGAAGCUCCAAGCAUCGUUUGCGGCAGACUUGGAGGCCCUGUGCUCGUCCCGGCACGCACACACUGCUCGCCUCUUCAACAGCACACCGGCAGAACACAACCCGGAGCUUGCUGCAGCUUGGUCGGAGACGGUGGACGCCCUGCGCACCAUUGCCCAAGCACACAAACAAUGCAGCAAGGUCAUGCACGAUCAAGUGUGUCGUCCCAUCCUUCAGAUGCGAACCACGCUCGAGCCACAACUGAAAUCCAGCCUGUCCCUUGGUCGCAAGGUCAUCCAGGAGUGCAGAACAUCACACUCCAAAGUCAAACAGGAGGAGAAGAAGUUUCAUCGUGCUGCGGCAGCAGCUGCCACCGAGACAGACGACCUCAAGAAACAGCGCCUGGAACAGGACCAGACUGGCCGUGAGAUGGUGUACCGCGACGCCCUCGCAAGCCACGAGCAGCGGACCCGCCAGGCGACCACGGUUGCACUGCCCGGUCUGUACAACGAGCUGGCGCAGAUGGAGUGGCGACGCAUCCGCACCGUCGCCACGGCCACCACCACAGCACUGCAGGCAAUGCAGGCGUCGGCGCGCGUCUUGUGCGAUGACGCAGAGGAUAACCGAGUCAACAGGGCCGUUUCUCGCAUGAAGGAGAUUUCGGAAGACUGUGUGCACGUCGAUGUGGAUGUGCAGGUGGAGCCUGCCCCUUCGUUUGAGCCCGUCACACAGGAAAUGAUCGAGACGAACACCAUAUCAUCUUUGGGCGACAAAGAUGAGGAACCUCCUCAGAUACAAGGAAUGCUGGGAAGCAGCAGACCCAGAAGCUACGACAGAAGCAUGGGCGACCUGCUGAAAGACUACGGAGAGUUGGCGAAAGCAGGAGGGAAGACAACAGAGAAGACGGUUCUUCAACACGCGCUCAGCAAGCUACCCAUGGAGUACGCGUACAUAGCAGGAACGUUCACACUCAAGGAGGGAGACAGAGACCGCACUCUAGCAGACCUGUACUUCACGCUAUUGAGGGAAGAAGAGCGCCAGAGAACCAGCAACACCAGCAGCCGCAAGGAGGGAUCUGAGAGGUUGGCAAAAGCAACAACAGCACGGUAUGAGAAACGUAAGCAGAAGGGCUACAUCAAGUGCUACUAUUGCGGGAAGAAAGGCCACAUCAAACGAGACUGCCGAAAGAAGAAACGGGACGAACAAGGACAGCGAAGACGGAUAGACAAACUGUGCACGCUGAGACAUCACAAACCACACACAGAGGCGUGGCUCGUAGACUCAGGUGCAACGAGACACAUCACAAGCAACAGAGAGGACCUGGAUGAAGUCAGACCUGACAACACCCCACUCACGCUCGCAAACGGAGAAACAACAACGGCUAUCGGCACAGGCAACGCAGCACUUACCACAGAAGUCGGGAAGAUAGUCCUUCAGCGAGACGAUAACAGCAAGGUCCUCGCAGCGAUGCUGAAGAGCUUGGAAACAAUGACCAACGCCGAUCCGAGCGCGACAGCGCCAAUCGCCGACAAGCCCGACCCGCCAGCUUUCAGCACCAACGAUCGCGUACUGCUCUACACGCCGCGUGUCAAGCCUGGUACGACCACGAAGCUCGCUCGUCUCUGGCGCGGCCCGUACGUCGUGACCAGGAAGCUGUCCCAGUGGAACUACGGCAUCAUUCCGGAAGCAGGUGGACCAGCUCAAGUCGUCCACGUCGCGAGGCUGAAGGCGUACACGGCCCAAGACGACACGACGCCGGCUGAUGCUCUCGACGAGGACGUCGACGCUGAUGUGUUGCUUGAUUGA